Messenger RNA from Cucumis sativus (cucumber), 1376 nucleotides. RefSeq names its product B3 domain-containing transcription factor VRN1-like. The record is from RefSeq and is a predicted model, not a curated record. The coding region runs from base 90 to 1154 and encodes 354 amino acids. Gene Ontology annotation, molecular function: DNA binding. NCBI's taxonomy places the organism in Eukaryota, Viridiplantae, Streptophyta, Magnoliopsida, Cucurbitales, Cucurbitaceae. The transcript has 4 exons.
CUUUGAUCACUUAAAAACCAUCCGUUUUGUUGUAUUUCCAAAUUCAUACCAUAGAAAAGAAACUCAAAUUUUCCAAAAAUCUUUCUCUAAUGGCUAAUCUCUUCCGUUCUCCAAAUCCCCAUUUCUUCAAGGUCAUUCUCCACCAAACUCUAACCCAACAAAAGCUUGACCUUCCAAACAAGUUUGUCAAGAACAAUGGCGGUUCUCUGUUAUUCAACAAGGUCACUCUCUUCCUUCCCGACGGGGCAAACUGGAAAAUCCAACUCAAGAAAUUAGACGGAAAAAUCUGUUUCCGGAGAGGCUGGCCGGAAUUCGUCCAGUUUUAUUCUGUUCAACCUGGACAUUUCCUAGUGUUCCAGUUGAAAGGAAUUUGUUGUUUUAAUGUCCUCAUUUUCGAUACCUCCGCUACCGAAAUCGAUUAUCCAAUUCGUCGGUUACUGGAUCUGAUUCCGAAAAGCAGAAACGAAGAUGAAGAGGAAUCUAUUCAGAUACUGAAUGAGAUGGUUUUGAAGAAGAGGAGAAUGGAGAAAGAGGAGGAAACGCCGCCGGCUUAUCGUUCGUUGCGAGGACUGAAGAAGAUGAUGAGGAAGAAUGCGAAGGUGAAGAUCGCUAAGAAUCGAGGAAUCACUAGCGAUGAAGAUGAAGGAGACCUGGAAAUGGACAACUCACGGAGACAGAGUAAUCACAGAGGAAUAGUGUAUAAUGAGGGAGACGAUGGCCGAGUCAGUCCGGAAUCGAUGAGACCGAUGAAUCCAAGGAAGACGCCACCGGCAUUGACGGAGAAUCAACUAGCAGUUAAAAAGAGAGCGAGCUGGUUCAAAUCGAGGAGGAAUAAUCCUUCAUUCAUGGUGACAAUGAGACCUUCCUAUAUCCAAACAGGAAACUAUCUGAGCUUACCGAGGAGAUUUGGAGAGAAGUACAUAAAGGAAUCGGUGGAUGUGAAGCUGGAGGUGGGCGACGGGAGGUGUUGGAGAGUGUGGUGUGGAGUACGAUGGGCGUUUACACGGCGGAGAACGGAGUUGAAAGGCGGUUGGAAGAGAUUCGCGGUGGACAAUGAGUUGAAGGAAGGCGAUAUUUGUGUGUUUGAAUUGAUGAAGAAAAACGGCUCCGUUUUGUUUAAAGUCGCCAUUUUCCGUCUUCCAGAUGCUGAAUAAAUAACUCCGUUUUCAUUCUUUUGGGCAAUAAUUAACAUUAAAAUGGCGAUUUUAAACAAAACGGGGUCGUUUUUCUUCAAGUACUUAGCCUAGAAUAUGAGAAAUUUCCAAUCUAAUUAUAUGUAUCAAAAACUAAAACUAUCCUUAAUUAUAUUCAUAAUUACACCUACAACUAUACAUGCAUAAGCUAAGUAAUUACAAUAAAUUAAGUAUAAACAUUUC